AUGUAUCAAUCAUCUCUUUCCACAAAGGACCCCAAUCCGCCAGCAUCCCCAACUAAGACCCCAUCAACAACCUCACCUCAACAACCACACAUCAUACCCGCAACCUCAGCCCACACUCACACAAUAAUCUUCCUGCAUGGCCGCGGCAGCGACGCCGAAACCUUUGCCGAAGAACUCUUUGUGUCUCGGACUGCUGAUGGUCAAUAUUUCACUACCCGGUGCCCUGGCUUGAAAUGGGUAUUCCCAUGCGCUCCAAAGAGUCACUCGGCACUCGACCAGGAAGAAGUGCAUCAAUGGUUCAAUAUGAGUUCUGUCCAGCGGCCGCAGGAGGAUGUCGAGGUACAGCGGCCCGGGCUAUGGGAGAGUGUUGCAGCGCUGCGACAGGUGAUGGAAGAGGAGGCUCAGAGGGUGGGUGGUAUGCAAAAUAUCAUCCUCGCAGGCAUCUCUCAGGGCUGUGCGACGGCGAUUUUCACGCUAUUGACCAGUGGAUGGGGUGUUGGUGGGUUUGUCGGGUUAGCUGGGUGGUUGCCAUUAGUGGAAGAGAUGAGGGAUGUGAUGAAUGUGCCCGGGAGAAUGAAGCAUUUUGUGGGGACGCCGGUGUUGUUACAGCACUGCAGGGAUGACGAGGUGGUGCCUAUCUGUAACGGCGAAAGAUUGAGGGAUAAAUUAGAGGAAUGGGGUAUGCGGGUACAAUGGCGAGAUUUUGAAAAGGGAGGGCAUUGGUUGCAAGAACCUGAGGGCAUGCAUGAGGUUGUAGAAUUCAUGCUCAAGUGUAUGGGUGCCAGUGAAAAUCAGUAA
Messenger RNA from Plenodomus lingam JN3, 798 nucleotides. RefSeq lists its product as uncharacterized. The record is from RefSeq and is a predicted model, not a curated record. Gene Ontology annotation, biological process: protein depalmitoylation. Gene Ontology annotation, cellular component: cytoplasm. NCBI's taxonomy places the organism in Eukaryota, Fungi, Ascomycota, Dothideomycetes, Pleosporales, Leptosphaeriaceae. Gene Ontology annotation, molecular function: carboxylic ester hydrolase activity; palmitoyl-(protein) hydrolase activity.